Molecule: messenger RNA, 2964 nt
Organism: Myotis lucifugus (little brown bat)
Lineage: Eukaryota; Metazoa; Chordata; Mammalia; Chiroptera; Vespertilionidae
Gene: MRM3
Product: mitochondrial rRNA methyltransferase 3
Exons: 5
Coding region: 44-1390 (448 amino acids)
Biological process (GO): RNA processing
Molecular function (GO): RNA binding; RNA methyltransferase activity
Source: RefSeq, a predicted model, not a curated record
GCCGGCGCACUCUCGUGACGCAGCCCCCCCGGCGCCGGGGAAGAUGGCGAUCCUGGUGAAGGGCGUGGGAUGGGCCCCGCGGCCGUUGCUGCCGGCGGUCCAGGCUUGGGACCUCGACGCCCGGCGCUGGGUCCGGGCGCUGCGGCGGAGCCCCGUGAAAGUGCUGUUUCCGUCCGGAGAGGUGGUGGACCGGAAGCCCGGCCCCGGGAAGCGGCCCCGGAAGGCGGCGGCCGAGGCCAGUCCCCACGUGCAGCGACCGAAGCAGGCGCCUCAGGAGCCCCCAGCCCAGACGCCCAGCACCUGGGAAGAGUCGGGGCUGCGCUACGAUAAGGCCUUCCCCGGGGACAAAAGGCUGAGCAGCGUGAUGACAGUCGUCAAGUCCAGGACAUUCCGGGAAAAGCAAGGGAAGAUCCUGCUGGAAGGCCGCCGGCUGAUCGCGGACGCCCUCAAGGCCGGCGCUGUGCCCCAAAUGUUCUUCUUCAGCCGCCUGGACUACCUGAAGGAGCUGCCCGUCGAUAAGCUGAAGGGGGUCCGCCUCGUUAAGGUGAAGUUUGAGGAAAUCAAGGAAUGGUCCGACCUAGUCACACCGCAAGGAAUCAUGGGGAUUUUUGCCAAACCUGAUCACGUUAAGAUGACAUUCCCAGCAACUCAGCUUCGCCAUUCACUGCCCUUAUUGUUGAUUUGUGACAAUCUCCGAGACCCUGGGAACCUGGGGACGAUUCUGAGAUCUGCUGCUGGGGCAGGUUGCAGCAAAGUAUUACUCACCAAAGUCACACGUCGGAGUGCAUGUCUCUGCCAGUGUGAGAGCUGGGUGCUUGGGCUCCAUCAUCAGUACCCACUUACCUGCCCCAUUGGCUGUGUGGAUCCCUGGGAGCCCAAAGUGCUGCGGGCAGGUAUGGGUGCGCAUUUCCAGGUGCCCAUCAUCAACAACCUGGACUGGGAAACAGUGCCCAAGUACUUGCCCGACGAUACCCGGGUCUACGUGGCAGACAACUGUGGCCUUUAUACCCAGGCCCAGAAAUCUAAUAAAGCCAGUGACCAUGGCUGGAUGUGUGACCAACAACUCUCGAAGAUUCACAAGUAUGAGGAGGAGGAGGAGGAGGAUCUAGAAACUGGAGCCAGUAAAGACUGGCUCCCUGAACUUGAGGUGCAGAGUUACGACUUGGACUGGACAGAGGCCCCAGCAGCUGUGGUCAUAGGUGGGGAGACGCAUGGCCUGAGCUUGGAGUCCCUGCAGUUGGCUGAGAGCACCGGGGGCAAGAGGCUGCUGAUCCCUGUCGUGCCUGGUGUGGACAGCCUGAACUCGGCCAUGGCUGCCAGCAUCCUCCUUUUUGAAGGGAGAAGACAGCUGCGGCUAAGGGCGGAACACUUGAGCAGGGACAGGAGUUAGUUGCCCCUGAGAGGGACGUGGAAGUCAUCCUUGGUUUGAGGCUGUCUCUAGCUCUCCUACAUUAGGCUGGCAGAGUUGGUCAUUAUGGCUUCCCAACAGCGAGGCAUAAAACUGUUGGGUGGUUAUUAAAAAUAGGAAUUUCCUUGAAUUUUUGCUUAUUCUUAAAAAUAACAAAGGUCAAGAUUCUUCCCGAGAUCUCCCAUUCCCCUCGCACCCCAAUUUUUUAUAUAUAUGUGAAGGCUACAGGUGAUGGCAUUCAAUAGCCAGCUGUCCUUUCCAGCUGGCUGUGUCAGUCUCUGCAAUUUGUUCAGGCCCUGACUUAAACAGCCAUUGUGUAUGUAGAACACGAUUCUCCCACUUCUGGUGAUACAGCUGAUAGAAGCAGCUUAGUUCAAGUGGCAUUAUACCUUCUUAGCACCUCUGCAGAUAAUCUUUUUAAGGGCUCUGUUCAGAAAAGGAGGAAGCAGUUUUAGAAUCUUCAGCUUAGUCUGCACCCGUUAGGAAAGCUGUACCCCUUUUACUUGCUUCCUGCUGUUAUGUAACACUACCUUAUGUAACACUUUUGGUUAAACGUACUGAUUGGAGUUACUUACAUUAGUCCCCUCUCCUGCAUAGAGGAACAGAACUUAGGAAAGUGCCAGCAUUCCUGGUUGCUGUGCAAACGAGGGCUUCUGUGAGGGGAGAGAAGCUGAGGUUCUGAGGAUAAGAGCCAGGGACCCUUGAACCCAUAACACUAGCAAGACCCUGCUCUUCUGUCAAACCCCCAGCAGAUAGUGACUGACUAGGUCCUCACCAUGUGCCAACUGGGGUGUAACCAGGAAUAGGCAAAUGCAGGUAGUAUUUGCUGUGCUUUAAGUCACUGCGGAACUCAAGGGUGGGACCUAUUUCAGUCUGCUUUUGUGACCACAGAGGAUGUGGUUGGAGUUGACACCACCACGAGCAGUGUGGUUUAUUGCAUCCCUUCCACACAGUGGCUCCUGCAAUGGUUAGGGUUCCUUGGGAGCCCUUCAGCUGCUCAUUCCAGGGAGGCUGAGUUGCUGGCAUUCCUAAGAGGCACCGAGAUCUUCCUUUGCCUUUGGCUUUCCCAGGUCCCUGGUUAAACUUCCUUUCAAGAGUCAAGUCUGACUCAUGCCCUAGGUGGCAGAGGAGAUUGCUUUGGCAUGUUUGAGGGGAGGAGUUUUUGCAGGAACAAUCUGGUUGGUUCUCUCCAAGGCUUAUCAGAACUUUUGUUCUGGUGCCACGCUCUGGUCUGGCUGGGUCUGCCUAGGGCCCCCCCCAAAUGUCCAAUGCAAGUGGCCCACAGAUUAAGACCGUCAACUUGUAGAAAGUGGAGGAGCCCACAAAGGCUGGGGCUUAGUCUGCCAGCUUCACAGCCACAAUGCCCAGCACUAAAUCUGGGAGGCGGCCCAGAAAACUACCACCCCUCUGUUGACAUUUGGUCUCAACACCUUGGAAAAAGUGCUAAAGAAAGUCACUAAAAGGAAGCCCAGGCCCAGUAUUAAACCAGUCUGUAAUUUCUGUCCCUGGGUUAUGCUUCCUGCUGAUUUUUGUUACAAAAUAAAAAUGAAAGAAAC